Messenger RNA from Tachysurus fulvidraco (yellow catfish), 1425 nucleotides. RefSeq names its product tRNA (adenine(58)-N(1))-methyltransferase, mitochondrial-like. Gene Ontology annotation, cellular component: tRNA (m1A) methyltransferase complex. The transcript has 5 exons. The record is from RefSeq and is a predicted model, not a curated record. Gene Ontology annotation, biological process: tRNA methylation. NCBI's taxonomy places the organism in Eukaryota, Metazoa, Chordata, Actinopteri, Siluriformes, Bagridae. The coding region runs from base 841 to 1425 and encodes 194 amino acids.
UAUCAUUUGUUUUGCCUUUUAAGUAUUUUUAUUAUUAUUGUCUUUUAAAUACGGUUUGACCAAAACAGCACGGUGUUUUAAUGCCAUCUUGUGGCCGCUCUUUGUACUUCAUCCGUGUUUGUCGCUCGAUGAUGAAGUCACCAAAUCCAAAAUGGCGCUGCUCUGUUGAGAGCCACGCUGCCAUUCGAUUUGUUUACAAUCGCUUUCUUGGUGAAUUGCGUUUACUGCAUUUUCGUGUGUUGUCUGAUAUGUACAUAUAUAUAAGUAAUGAAUGAGAAACAAGCAGUGACUGUGAGAGUUUAACGAAGCUUAGCUGAUGUCUGCUUUUGGGUUGUGUUUUAAUUUGAGUCCCUUAAUUAAAAUGACACCAAGGCUGGCCAGAGUGUGUGUCACAUGUUUAAGUCAUAAAGUCAAACAGAAUGAUCUCAAAAUCAGUUCUUUAGCUAGGACAAAGUGUUUUGGGACAGGUCCGAAAGGUCCAGAUGGAGAUGGAGAUGGUUCUGAAGCACAUGUUCCAUCUGGUCCGACACUUCCUCCGUACUCAUGGGGUGCUUCUCGAUUUGGGAGGCGACCCUUGUCACCUUUAGAAAGGGUGAGUCAAAUGUUACCCCAGGAAUCGUUGAGCGAUGAGGUCUGGGAGCUCAGACAGAAAAGAAAAAGUGAAGAACACGAAGAUACAGAAACGUAGACUCCAGAGAAACUCAAGGAAGAUCUAGAUGUGCAUGUAUCACCUGGGGAUGAUGACAGUGUCUUGGAAGGAAUGACACAUGCUCAUGUUCUACCUGAGGAGAAGUCGUGCUUGCCGAGUACCGCCGGAGACGAAGGCUGGAGUUACAAAAAAUGUUCCAGCUGGAGAAAGGAUGUAAGCUGGGGAGCAGCUGGGGUUCUGUAGACCACGAUGUCAUCCAGGGUUGCCAUGCAGGCACGGUGUUACGUACCACCCUGGGGAUCCCUAUGCUCAUCCGCAGACCCAGUCUCGAAGAGUUCACACUGUUUAUGAAAAGAGGGCCUGCCAUUGCUUAUCCAAAAGAUGCCAGCGCCAUGCUGAUGAUGAUGGACGUGAGCGAGGGAGACUGUUUGCUGGAGUCAGGAUCUGGAUCCGGGGCCAUGAGUCUCUUCCUGUCCCGAGUAGUGGGCUCUAGUGGAAGAGUGCUGAGCGUUGAAGUCAGACCCGACCACCACAGACGGUCCGUGUUGAAUUACGAGCGCUGGCGUUCAUCCUGGAAGCUGAGCAGUGAGAAGUCGUGGCCUGAAAACGUCCACUUUCACCUCGGAGAUCUUAUAAACUCCGCCCCCUUGCUUGCUGGGCGGAGCUUCAGCUCAGUGGCUCUGGAUAUGAUUAACCCUCAUCUGGCUUUACACACAGUCGUCCCUCAUCUCCAUACAGGAGAUACAUCUUUCAAGCCAAAAACAAUCAGAUCAUAA